This is a messenger RNA of Dentiscutata heterogama, 612 nucleotides long. NCBI's taxonomy places the organism in Eukaryota, Fungi, Glomeromycota, Glomeromycetes, Diversisporales, Gigasporaceae. The record is from the annotation of a GenBank genome assembly.
AUGAAUUUAUCAGUAUAUGGUUCACUUACCACAAAGGCUUCUAUAGCAAUUAUGUCAUUCACAGUGGCGGUGGUUGGUCAACUUCUUGAUAAGCAAAGGAAAGAACGUAUUGCGGAUGCUAGUAAAAGAGGUCAAAAUAAAGGUCCACAACCUACAAUUCCAGAAUUAAACGAUGGUUAUCCUCCGCAAUAUAAUGAUCCACCACCAAAAACAGCUUUCAAUCCCUCUGAAUAUCCUCCUGAUAAAUUAAAUUAUAAUGUUGCUGCUGCUGAGCAACAGGGAUAUUAUGUCCGAAGUCCGAACAUUUAUCAGCAACAAAGAGAUAGCAUUAAUAGCGAUCCUGUAAGAGAUAGUUCAUCUGCGCCGUUAUUUCAUAAUUAUAACUCAUCUCGUCGUGAAAGCAUUUCAUCCGCUGCUGGUCAGGUUUACAAUGAGCGUUCAACUAGUCCUGCCUUUAAUCCCAGACAAUAUUCUACACCGACUCCUCCCCCUCAUAUACGACAAGUAAAUCAACCACCAUAUAUGCAACAGUCGUCUCAACAACUUUAUCAAGCAAGAUCCCCUCGUUUACAUAAUGUGGCUGGUCCACAGAGCUCAAUGUCAUCUCCGAUA